AACUACGCUUUGUGUCAUGCUGAGUACCUCCACGACUUUGUUGCUGGCUUUGACCGCAGUUGCUGGACUCGUCCAGUGCUCCCACAGUUGGAGCGACGAGGAUCUCCUGCUUCCCCCUAUCAACUCCACGAACAGAUUCCUGGCAAACUUGGAGGUUGAUGUGGGUUACUCGAAAAGAUCUGUAGAUGCGACGGAAGCCUCUUCUCAAUGCAAUGUGAGCGUGGAGAGGCUCCCAACCAAACUGGUCGCACGUUGGGAUAGUAACCUCGGCUUUCAGUGUGAUGUACUGAUCUAUACGACCAACAACCAUGGCAAGGCGUUUUUUUCCGCUGCUUUUAAUCGAGCUAUCUCGCCAGUUUUUAUUGAACAUCUUGGUGUCACUGGCGGGCAGCAAGAAUUUAGGCUAUGUGUUGGAUGUGGCCUUUCAAGAUACCGGCGAUUUGGGAGAGGCAGAUCGGACGGGCAACAGAUAGGAGACCCGAUACAUUUUUGUUGCCUUGACUUCGCCCUGGAUGAGCUGAAGGGGGACAGAAGUUGGAGACUGAAUCGAAAACCCAUCGAAUCUACUCUUGUUGCCUGCUUUAUGACUCUAGUCAUAAUAAUAUGGAGCGUUGCUGCCCUCAUAUGGCCAGUGCCUAUCAUUGCGGGAUUUUUGCCAAAUGGAAUGGAGCAGAGACGACCGAGAUAAAAUCAUGCUUGUUUUAUAAUUUAACUCGCCUACUUACUAUUCUGUGCGCCAAUAGGCUAUAAUUGUUAAGCAUAUAGAAUAUUUUGUGAAAUAUUAAUAUCAUGGUGUUUAAAAAUCAAAAUGUCUUUAAAAAUCUAUUUAAUGUUGGACUGGUGAGAUUUAGAUUGGAUUUGUUUUAUAAAUCUAUGAGUAGAAUGUAGGCUAAAUAUAAGGCUAUGUUUUGUUUAGGUGUCGCUUAAAAUGUUUGUAUUAUUUCUAUCCGAAUGAGGCUUAAAUUAUUUGAGAACAAGACUGUAGCGAUGUUUUCGAUAUUUAUCAUGGGAAUUUUUUAACAUAAGGCCUAACCAACUAAGAAUUGAGAAGAAUGAACAACAUUUUUGUAUUGUUGCAAGUUGUAAACCUAAAGCCUAUAUCCUAACUGUAUUUGUAUUUGUAAUAGUUAAUAA
Molecule: messenger RNA, 1134 nt
Organism: Electrophorus electricus (electric eel)
Lineage: Eukaryota; Metazoa; Chordata; Actinopteri; Gymnotiformes; Gymnotidae
Gene: tmem158
Product: transmembrane protein 158
Source: RefSeq, a predicted model, not a curated record